AUGGCACAUGCGGCGCUCUGGUUAGGAGGCUCGCUUUGCCUGACUGUGCUUCUUGUUUCAACAUCCAGCUCGUUCCAGUCUUACACAUGGACCUUUCUCUUCCUAAUCCCAUGCCCACCAGGCAGAAGCCUCUGGAAUGGGCACCACGAGGAAUUGGAAUCUCUCCUACCAGGCGAAAUGAUCGGCCGGUGGAUUCAACAAGUUCCCAAUGAUGGCUUGUUGAGAUACUACGAAGCUGGCAAUCAGGAGACACUUCUUCCUACAACUCCCAAAGCCGUUGCAGAUGUUCUUACCCACAAAGCCUAUGACUGGAAGAAGACAGAUAUAACUCAAGCUCUAUUGAAGAAGAUCAUAGGAGAGGGAUUACUGUUAAGCGAGGGCGAUGUUCAUAGAGUCCAAAGACGAAAUCUUAACCCAGCAUUCUCUUUUCGGCAUAUCAAAAAUUUAUAUCCCACAUUCUGGAAGAAAGGAAAUGAAUUGCUGCAAGCGAUAGAGGACGCCAUUAAGCCACUUCCAAACGACAAAAAGGUGAUUACGGUCGGGCCCUGGAUGAGACGAGCCACUUUGGACAUCAUCGGGCUCGGUGGCCUAGGCCACAAUUUUGAUUGCAUUCAGAAUCCCGACAGUUUUUUACCAAGGGAGUUCGAAAAGCUCCUCGCCCCGCCCCCGGCCGCUGCUCUUUCUACGGCUUUUAGAUUCCUCGGCUCCUUGCUUGAUCCCACCUUUAUCGAAGCUCUGCCUUCGAAACAUGCGGCAAAUGCGAAAGAAGCAUCGCGCAGAAUCCGCGAUUUUUCCCGCAGCCUACUCCAGGAGAAAAGCAAGGGGCUCAAAGACGAUCACUGUAGCGAGGCAAUUGAUGUCAUCUCCAUUGCCCUGCAAAGCGGUGUCUUUGCCGACGAAACCCUCGUCGAUCAAGUGAUGACAUUCCUCGCUGCAGGGCAUGAAACCACGGCGACUUCACUGCAGUACGCCAUCCACUUGCUCUGCAAGCAUCCAGAAAUGCAAACCAGACUUCGCGACGAAAUCCACUCCAAUAUCCCUAGCCCGAAUGGAACGCUGCCAACCACCGUCAGCGCAACCCAAAUCGACUCGCUUCCAUACCUCAACGCGGUCUGUAACGAAACCCUCCGCUACUACCCGCCCGCGCCAUUCACCGUCCGACAGGCAGCUCGUGACACCACCGUCCUCAACACAUUCAUUCCUAAAGGUACCAGGAUAUCAAUCGGCAUAUUAGCCAUGAACCGGCAUCCGGAGCUAUGGGGCCCAGACGCAGAGACGUUUAAUCCGGAUAGGUGGAUGGGUCCUGGCAAAGGAAACACUGGUGGAGCGAGUAGCAACUAUGGGCAUCUGACGUUUCUCGAGGGGCCGAGGAGUUGUAUUGGGAGUGGAUUUGCAAAGGGAGAGAUGGCGUGUUUGUUGGCUGCACUAGUGGGCAGGUUUGAAUUUGAAUUGGAAGAUCCGAAUAAAGAGUUGGAGAUUUCAACUGGGGUUGCGUUUGCACCGAAAGAUGGUGUUCGGGCGAAAGUUAGGGUUGUGGAGGGAUGGUAG
This is a messenger RNA of Uncinocarpus reesii 1704, 1548 nucleotides long. RefSeq lists its product as uncharacterized. Lineage: Eukaryota; Fungi; Ascomycota; Eurotiomycetes; Onygenales; Onygenaceae. The coding region runs from base 1 to 1548 and encodes 515 amino acids. The record is from RefSeq and is a predicted model, not a curated record. Gene Ontology annotation, molecular function: oxidoreductase activity, acting on paired donors, with incorporation or reduction of molecular oxygen; heme binding; iron ion binding. The transcript is spliced from 4 exons.